Messenger RNA from Armigeres subalbatus, 717 nucleotides. RefSeq lists its product as uncharacterized. The transcript is spliced from 2 exons. The coding region runs from base 1 to 717 and encodes 238 amino acids. The record is from RefSeq and is a predicted model, not a curated record. Lineage: Eukaryota; Metazoa; Arthropoda; Insecta; Diptera; Culicidae.
AUGCAACAGUGCAAUCCCGUCAAUACUCCAAUGGAGAAGGACUGUCUCCUACCGGCGCGAUCUGUGAAUCCUGUGUCGCAUCCGUACCGUGAGUUGCUGGGCAGCCUUAUGUACACAAUGUUGUGUGUCCGACCCGACAUAUGCUAUGCGGUUGGAUACCUGGGGCGCUUCCAAAAUCAACCUGGUGAAACUCACUGGCAAGCGCUGAAGAGAGUAGUUCGGUACAUGAAGGGUACGAAGAACCUCAAACUUCAGUACAAGCAGCACAACGACGCUGAGGCACUAGUCGGAUACGCAGACGCCGACUGGGCGUCGGACACUGAAGAUAGAAAAUCUGUUAGCGGCUACAUUUUCAAGGUUUAUGGUAACACCGUGUCCUGGGCUAGCCGCAAGCAACAAUCGUCGUGCGAAGCAGAGUAUGCAGCCUUGAGUGCCGCGGCUUUCGAAGGGCUGUGGCUGCACGGAAUCCUCCAGGACCUCAAACAAGUCCAACCGAAUAUGGCGUUCAAAAUUUUUGAAGACAACCGUGUAUGCAUUUUGAUGGCCGCCAAUACAGAGAACAAGCGUGUUAAGCACAUUGAUGUGAAGCACCACUUUCUUCGCGACCAUGUAGCACAAGGACGACUUACAAUUGAUGCAAUUGAUUUGCAUCAAGAAUUGCAUGUUGUAACAAACAAACGUAACAAGUCUCCAAAAGUAACGGAAUUACGAACUUAG